This is a messenger RNA of Mesorhabditis belari, 3429 nucleotides long. Lineage: Eukaryota; Metazoa; Nematoda; Chromadorea; Rhabditida; Rhabditidae. The record is from the annotation of a GenBank genome assembly.
AUGGAACGAUUAUUAUAUCACCACGAUUUCCUCUACAGGACAAAGAGAUCUCGACAAGAAAACGGCAAAAUCAACACCGCCGUUUCUUUGAAAAUGGUGAUUCGGAGACGAAAAUCGUUGUUAGUCGUGAUCGUUUUUCUUUCAUUAUGUCUCCUACUUAUGCUUCAUCAGAAAUCACAGAGAAACAUUGCUGAGGUGUUCCGGAUAGAGACACAUAAUCAUCACGGACAUGGACAUAACGGAGAUGUUAAGCAUGAACCUCAAGAUGAACAUAGAGAUCACAAAGAUGUGGAUCAUGAUGUCGGAGAGAAGAAACACAAUGAAGUGCAUGAGCCGGCAGCUCCAGUUGUUGACCUUGAAAUCUCAGAUGAACACGGUGGUCCUCCAUAUUUACUCGGAAAACUUGAAACAAUCGAUUCGCCGGUUGAAGCAAAACACGCAAUCUAUCAGAGCUAUGAAGAGGAGAUGAAAGCAGCUGAUUAUCAUUCAAAUGACAUCUUCAACACCAUGCAAAAGAGUGGUCAAGCUACAGGAAAUCGUGCUGUUCCUCCACAAACUAAAGAAAAGCUAGAAGUCUUUCUUUUACCCUUCACACAUGUUGAUCCAGGAUGGCUCAGAACUUUCGAUUCAUAUAGUGAAGAAACGGACAAGAUUCUCAACAAUGUUUAUGAAUUCAUGUCACAGGAGAAACAUAAGACAAUGAGAUUCCUUUGGGCAGAGUUUGUCUUCUUUGAGCGAUGGUGGGCAAAACAAAACGAUACAGUAAAGACAGGAGUGAAAAAAUUGGUAUCUGAUGGUCAUCUAGAACUAGCGUCAGGCUCUUGGGUAAUGACUGACGAAGCAAAUGCCUAUUUCCCAGUCUCUGUCGACAAUAUUGUUGAAGGACAUCAAUAUCUGAAUACGGAAUUUGGCAAAGUUCCAUCAACAGUGUGGUCAAAUGAUCCAUUCGGCUACAGUCACUCAGUUCCAUAUCUCUUUGUGAAAGCUGGUGUGAAAAGAACAGUGAUCAAUCGAAUCCAUCACCCGAUGAAACGAUGGUUACAAGGACAAAAAGCAAUCCCAUUUCAUUGGAGACAAUACUUUGACAAGAAUGGAAACGACGAAAUGUUCACCCAAAUCCUUCCCUAUACCCAUUACGAUAUUCCGAACUCUUGCGGUCCUGAUUCGGGAGUUUGCUGUCAAUUUGAUUUCCGACGAAUGACUCAAUGGGGUUGUGGUGGGACAAAUCCGGUACCGAUUACUUCAGAGAAUGUUAGAUCAAAAGCAUCCACAUUUGUUGAUGAGCUGAAGCGAAUGUCGAACAUGUACGAGUCGAACGUUCUCCUUGUCAUGCACGGCGAUGAUUUCCGUUUUGAGUUGAUGAGUGAAUGGCAUCAACAAUUCGACAAUCUACAACCGCUUUUUGAUGAAAUCAAUAAAGGAGAUGAUGUGAAAAUUCGCUUUGGAACAUUUAAUGAUUACUUCACAGCUCAAGAAAAAUGGUAUAAAGACAAGAAAAAGACGCCAGCGAAAAUCGCUGGCGACUUUUUCCCUUAUCAAUGCGCGAUGGGCACUUACUGGACUGGUUAUUUUACAACGAGGCCAUUUUAUAAGAGACAAGGACGAUUGUUGCAUUCAACAAUCCAUGCAGUCGAUUCCUUUUUGGUCCUUAAAUGGUCAUCAAUCUCACCAGUAGAGAGAAAAGAAUAUGUGAACACGAUGACAAAAGCCAGACGAGUUCUUCUACUCUUCCAACAUCAUGAUGCUAUCACAGGUACCAGCAAGAAAUCGGUGAUGAAAGACUACUCGAUUCAACUCUUCAAUGCACUCACUUCCGUCAAUGAGUUGCUGAAAAAGUUGCAAGACGAUUUCCAAGUGAUUCAAAAACCCACCGAAUACAAUCAAACGCUCUCCACAGCGGUCCUCAAAGUCUACACUGGAAAGCCGCUCACAAUAUCAGUCUUCAAUCAGCUACCCUAUCAACGAGCCGAGGUGUUGACUCUGCGCGUGAGUGAGCCCGAUGUGGCUAUCAUGCAAAAUGGGAAAGUCAUGAGAUCCCAAGUGGAACCGUACAUACAAAGUGGGCAUCCGGAUAAUGAAUCGUACACGAUUGCUUUUGAAGUAAUGCUCCUGCCAAUGUCCCGUUCACUUUUCACCCUCCUCGCCAAGAAUGAUAUCACUCGAAAGGGACAGAACAAAAACAUCACCCCGACCGAAGCCUCACUUUCCAUUUCUCCGCUCGUCUAUGAUGUGGUGUGGAAAGCUUUACCCAGCCUCUUUUCUGUCACAGCCAGCAAAUUGAGCUUUAUUGAUGGUAUUAUGCUUGAAUCGGAUCGAUUGAAAACGGAGCAUAAUGUCGAUGGUUCGAUCAAGAAAGUCUACUCUCCAACAGCUACCAAUGAGCCGAUCUCCUUUAACCAAACGUUUGUUCGUUACGAAAACGCUCACGGUGGUGCCUACAUUUUGAGUUCCGGAUCAAAACCGGGAGCGACUCACAGUAUUCCCAAUGCCAAGGUGAUCCUCGUGAAAGGACCCAUUCGACAAGUGCUUUACGUGUUGGGAGAACAAGAUGUCAUUCAACAAUCCUAUACGAUCAAUAAUUUGCUGGGCAGUGCCGGCGAGCGAAUUCAUUGGAAAAUCCUUUUGGACAUCACAAAGAGGAAGAAUUUUGAGUUGGGUGUUCGAUUCGAUUCGGCGCUGAACGUAAACACAACUUGGCAUUACACGGACAGUGUCGGACUACAGUUGAUCAAGCGAGCUCCAUAUCAUGGUCAUGAGGUCGGCUCUGACUACUAUCCAAUGCCGACUGCUGUCGUGAUGGAUGAUCGGGCGUUGAGAUUAACCAUCGCUUCCAACGUCGAACACGGCGCAAUGUUCCCGAAAAAUGGCAGCGUUGAAAUCAUGUUGGACCGGAUGCUUAACCAAGACGAUGGAAAGGGACUCGGAUCGGCUGAUGAUGGAAUCCCCGAUGAUUUAUUGCCUGUCGAAAUGGAGUUCACUCUGCUUUUCGAACAAGUCACUGAAAAGAAAAGGUCAGAACAUUUGAGUUACAACUCUUUGGGUGGCCAUCUCUCGUUGUUGACUAUGCUCUAUCCACCGCUUCUCAUGGCGGCAGCCGGCGAGCAAAAGGAUACAAUGACUGGAAUCCCUCAACUCGUGCUUCCCUGUGAAUACCAGUUGAUCUCAAUGCGCCGUCUUUCCCUCCCAAGUGAGGCCAUUCUCAUCGUUAUCCAUCGCUCUGGUAUCGAUGUCGGCUCAGCAUCGAUGGUUCACUGCAUCACAAAUGGACUCAAGGGGUCAAUCCGAGAGUUUUUGGAGGGAAUGGGUGCAACGAAAGUGGUUCGGACGAAUCUCAGCGGAGUGAAGGUGAUUGGAAAGGACAAAGAGGACACCAUCGACAAAGUCGAUCUUGAUGUCGCGGUCAUGGAUUUCUUGGUUUUGAAGAAGCUC